UGACUGUAUUAUAUUCAUACCUGAUCUCUAUUCGUUGUGCAUCUGAGGAUUCAGACUGCAUCAUGAUGUUGACCACUGCAGCUCUUAUUCUCAUUCUCACCAGAAAUGUUGUCCUAGGACAGGAUGACAGAUGGGCUGUUAAAGGAGAGAUAAUUCCAUUAAAUAUGGCACCGGAUUCAGUAGAUGACCGGUAUUAUGGUUGUGCAGCCGAGAUGGAAAACUUGGUGAGAAGAGAAUAUCUAUUCAAAGAAAUCUGUGCUAACAUGUCAGGCUUUGGAACAGCUUGGAUGAAAAGUUCAGAAGAAAUCGCUGGACCACAAGAUAACUUAAUUAGAAACCAUCUAAUUGCCAUUUCUGUGUAUACUGGUGUUACAGUAUACAGUCAAUUCAAUCAGGAUGUUAGGACCGGUAAACAGAAAUACCAAAACAAGACAUUCUCAUGGCAUUCCCUUCAUUUUUGGUUGACACAAGCGAUACAAACUCUAAAGAAAACACAGGGGGGAUGCAAGUCAACUUAUCGUCGUACCAAUGUUAAAUUUGAUGGUGUCAAUAACACAGAGAUUCGUUUUGGCUCAUUUGCAUCCUCCUCUAUUAAUCAGAGUGUAGCAGAGGAGUUUGGAAAUGAAUCUUGUUUUGAAAUUGAGACUUGUUAUGGUGCUCAUGUGACAAAAUACUCCCAGAAACCUGAAGAAGUAGAGGUGCUGAUUCCUCCAUAUGAAACAUUUAAUAUCACUAAUAUCAGGAAAGAUCAGAAGGGUGACUGGUGUAAGACUGUGUUUGUGUUGAAGAGCUACAGAAUAAUAAGUAAAUUAAACUGUUCAGUGGCAUCAGUCAGGCCCAAGAAAUUUUACACUGUCAUUAUCACUGACUGA
This is a messenger RNA of Misgurnus anguillicaudatus (oriental weatherfish), 872 nucleotides long. The record is from RefSeq and is a predicted model, not a curated record. NCBI's taxonomy places the organism in Eukaryota, Metazoa, Chordata, Actinopteri, Cypriniformes, Cobitidae.